Messenger RNA from Ornithorhynchus anatinus (platypus), 2682 nucleotides. RefSeq names its product hypocretin receptor 1 (gene HCRTR1). The transcript has 10 exons. Gene Ontology annotation, molecular function: orexin receptor activity. Bases 144 to 1391 code for a protein of 415 amino acids. Gene Ontology annotation, cellular component: membrane. The record is from RefSeq and is a predicted model, not a curated record. Gene Ontology annotation, biological process: G protein-coupled receptor signaling pathway; feeding behavior. NCBI's taxonomy places the organism in Eukaryota, Metazoa, Chordata, Mammalia, Monotremata, Ornithorhynchidae.
UGUGAUUCCAGGUCUCCGAGCCGGACGCGGGUCUUUACUUUGCCGUUUCUCUCCCCCAUCUCCGCCGCUUGCUUCCUGCUAACUCCUCUCUGAGCCUCUGCCCCUCACCCCGGCCCACGAUGCCCUCCGGGAGCAGCCCCUGAAUGACCCCGAUGGAGGCGCUCCCAGCCAACAGCAGCGGAACGCCACGAGCCCCCGGCGGCCCCUUCUCCCCGGAUGACUACGACGAUGAGUUCCUGCGCUACCUCUGGCGUGACUACCUCUACCCGAAGCAGUACGAGUGGGCCCUCAUCGUGGCCUACGUGGCCGUCUUCCUUGUGGCCCUAGUGGGCAACGUGCUGGUGUGCUUAGCUGUGUGGCGUAAUCACCACAUGAGGUCAGUCACUAACUACUUCAUCGUCAACCUGUCGUUGGCCGACGUCCUAGUCACGGCCAUCUGCCUGCCAGCCAGCCUGCUUGUAGACAUCACAGAGUCCUGGUUCUUUGGCCAAACCCUCUGCAAGGUCAUCCCCUAUCUGCAGACGGUGUCCGUGUCCGUGUCCGUGCUGACCCUCAGCUUCAUCGCACUGGACCGCUGGUAUGCCAUCUGCCACCCGCUGCUGUUCAAGAGCACGGCCCAGCGUGCCCGUGGCAGCAUCCUGGGCAUCUGGGCCGUCUCGCUGGCUGUCAUGGUGCCCCAGGCCGUGGUGAUGGAGCGCAGCACGAUCCUGCCCGAGCUGGCCAACCGCACCCUCCUCUUCUCCGUCUGUGAUGAACGUUGGGCAGAUGACUUGUAUCCCAAGAUUUACCACAGCUGCUUCUUCAUCGUCACGUACCUGGCCCCGCUCGGCCUCAUGUUCAUGGCUUACUUCCAGAUCUUCAGGAAGCUCUGGGGACGCCAGAUUCCCGGAACCACCUCCGCCCUGGUCCGGAACUGGAAGUGCAGCUCUGUGCAGCUCCCGGGACCCCCGGCCCCUGCCCGGGCCAGCGCCUUCCUGGCCGAGGUCAAGCAGAUGCGAGCGCGGAGGAAGACGGCCAAGAUGCUGAUGGUGGUGCUGACCGUGUUCGCGCUCUGCUACCUGCCCAUCAGCGUGCUCAACGUCCUCAAGAGGGUGUUUGGGAUGUUUGCCAACACGAGUGAUCGGGAAUCCAUCUAUGCCUGGUUUACCUUCUCCCACUGGCUGGUCUACGCCAACAGCGCUGCCAAUCCCAUCAUCUACAACUUCCUAAGUGGCAAGUUCCGAGAACAGUUUAAAGCCGCUUUCUCCUGCUGCCUCCCUACCUUUGGCUCCUUUCAGACGCCCAGCUCCCGCUCCACCAGUCAGAAGUCCCUGUCCCUGCAAAGCAAGUUCACUGUUUCCAAAGUCUCUGAGCACGUGGUGCUCACCAGUGUUACCACCGUGCUGCCCUAGAGGAAGCUGCAGCUCGACACCACCACUUCCCCUCUUACCAUCCCUGCCUGGCCCUUACCCCAACCCUGUUCCUUUGCUCCUCUGAGGCCCCCCCUUUCCAAGUGGAUAUACCUCUCCAAGGCAGAGGAGAAGGAAGGCUAGAGGGGGGCAGUCAAAAUGCCCAAAUGUGGAAGGAAUGGGGUGGGGGGCUGGAGGUGUUGUGAUUGCGGAAAAGACGGCUCAGGUGAACGGUAGCCAUCUUCAGGCAGCUGGAGGGGCCUCCCCCUCUUCACCAAGACCCUACACAGUGAGACAACAGGAAGCUGUAGUUAGAUGUCAGGAUAGGAAAACACCAGAACUGGGACCUUGUGGCAUCUCUAACCUAGGUCUGAGGUAGAGGUCUGAGGCAGGAGGCUGGCCCACCUGAUCCCCCUAAGGUCCCUUCCAGUUCUAGGAUCCCCUGAUCUGCUCCAAGCUGAAUCUUCCUGCCGCCGAACCUUCGUGUCCUACCGGGUUUCUGGAGGUAGGACAGCUUUCUAGAAUUGAACAGUCCGAAGAAACAGCCGCCUUUGGCUUUGUUCUAAAAGCAUCAGCAACAGCCGACGACCAUUAAGUGUGCCAAACCUUAUGCCGAAACGACACGGGCAUGGUAAGAUCGGACCCGAUGCUCCUCCAGGAACAGCACUGCCAUCAGAUGCGUUUCCAGAUACCUUCAUAUCCUCCCACCCUCCACCAGGUUACGAAACCUCACCGCGAGCUCAGGAUAUGAACGGCCCUUGCUGGAGAUGCUGCCAAAAGCUUCCCUGUAGUUUCUGUUCUCAGACUUCAGUGUCCUGUCCACAAUGGCCCCAGCACAAAAUCCCGGGAGCAGAAAGGAAGCAAGGCAUCAAGGUUAGAAGGUCCCUGUGAUUCAAAUGAGACAGAGGGAUUGGCCCCUGGAGGAAAUGAAAGGGGUUGAGUGCACAGCGUUUUCCUGGGAUAAGGCAAAGAGUGGAGUUGGGGCCUGGGCUGACAUUUUACUAGGCUAAACAGCUAUUUCCCACAGCGCAACAUGGUCUCCCAUUCCCUUCUGCAUGGACUUUUGAGCCAGAGCAUUAGCUCAGCCACUGGUGGUCUGGGACACCCUCUCUAGGCUGGUCAGAAAGUCCCCGUUUCUAGAGGACCCCCUCCCGGGCACACAGAAGACACUCGGUUCCAGCACCCUGAGGUAGAACCCCUUUAUUGAAGCUUACAACCACAUAGGUUUGGCCCUUUAGGUGAAAACGGAUACAAUGGCAGUAAGGAGGCAUCUGGUCGGUGGAGUGAGGUGUUG